GGCCUGUAGAACUUCCCAGUCACACAUGCUCUCACGCUGUACCAUUCGCCCUGAAGACUGACAAUUAUCAGAAGCAAAGUGGGGCAAGAAGAGGCAGAAAAGAAGGGCACAGCGAUUCUGAGCCAUGUUGGCGGAAGGUUUUCUCAGAUUGCUGCGUUACAGGGAGGAGAGAAAGCUAGCCUCUGCUUCCAAGCUGAAGAGGUCGCAGACACGCACUCAUUGUAUGGAUCCGAUCAACUGUAUUCCCUCUGACUCUGACUCUGACUCUUCAGAGCGACAGACAGACUCAGCUGAAGCGGGUCCAAACCAGGAAGAACUGGACCCUACCCAAUUCGAGGGACUGAAAGUGAUGCCUCAUGGUUCUGCAGGCCUCUCAAUCCCUGGGGUCACACCUGUCCUCACCUUGGACUCUGACUAUGCAGGUUGCUUAGACGACUGCAGCCUCCUGGAGCAGUAUCCAGACCUGCAGGUGGCCGACUCAGGCCGCAUCUCACACAACCCACUGAGAGCCAUCAUCGCCCAGCAUGGUUUGGUCUCUGAAGCUGCCCGUCAGCCAGAGUGGGCAGCCCAACAGGAGCCGCAAGGCAAGACUGUUUCAUCGAUACCAGACCAGGGUUAUCUGGUCAUGGGGCCCAGUUUGAGCAUCAGCUUGGAUCUGCCUGGAUCAGUGUUGGAGCCUAUGUCUAACUCGGUGCUGAAUGGGCUGCUGGACAAACAGCUGGAGGAGGUAUACAUGCAACAUCUGACUGACAACUUGGCUCGAUGUAACUCCCACCUGGGGAACAGCCUCCUCCACGGCCUGGUGCCUCCGCCGAAGCCCAGCAGCCAGCUGCAGGGGCUUGACUCGCUGGAGGCCAGCCUGGAGGAGGGAACAAGAGGUGACAGUGGCAAGAAGAUUAGUUAUCUGAACACCCAGAACUUGGUCCCCUGCUCAUCCAACUUCAGCUCCCCUGUGCUGAGGAUUUCAGACGCUGACAAUACUCAUCUGCAAUGAACUCAAUCAUGCAUGCACCCUGCAAAAGUAUUACAUGUGAUGCUCAACUAGUCUUUUUUGCUCCUGCACUUCUCCACCUCCAGGUUUAAAUAUAGCCACAUGCAAGUGAUAUGUGAACGCAGGUGUUAUUCUGUAAAUCUGUGCAUGCUUUUAUUUGUGUUCACCUAUAUUUACAUAAUGUCUUUGUUUACUUCCUUGAUGAAGUGAUGCCUCAGAUUUACCUGCUCUCAUGUGCCACCUGCUGUUAGACUUUAGGACUGCACCAUCUUGACUUCACAUGAAAUACUGUACAUACAAAUGUAUUUUAUUGACUUUGCUGGUAGGUGUAAUAUUUGGCCUUAUGAUUUGUGUUUGGCAAGAGAAGAAAUUAUAAUAUUCAACACUGUGCAUGAUUUCUCUAAUGUUUAGAGAAAUACAUGAAACAUAUUGAAUGAUAAAGUGGACUGACAGCAUCAUAUGUAUGGCUACUUUAAUAUGAGGUAAUUGCAGCCAUUAUAGUUACUAUGUAUGACAAUUACUGACUUGAAAUGAAUCCUUAGAGGGCUUGAAGUGGAUACUUCUUUCUAUUUUAUGUCCCAAAAUCAGUCAGAAGUAAAACAACAUAACUACAUUAGGUUUUUGUUGAGACAGAGUGUAAUUUUAGGGUUUUCUUGGGAUGUAGUUUUGUUGUGCUUUAUGGUAUUUCUGUCAGUGUUAUAUCAGGGUGAUGUGUAGUUGUAGUUGUUUUUGAAAACAUAAUAACCACAAAAUUGGACUUUCAAAAUUACACACAGUUUGUAACAUUAUGGUGUGCAGAAAGCAAAGGCAAAAGAACUUUAUCACUCAAUAUUCUGUGUGAUUAUAUACUCUGUCUGGAAUGUAAUGACAGAAGGCUGUCCUGUGGCCCAUCGGAUAAACAGCUUUUGGUUGUUAAAUUAACUAUAGAGAUCAAAGACGACCCUCUGACAAACAGAAGAGUCACUGUCAGGAUACAGCAGAAAUUACUGAUGAAGCUUGAGUACAAAGCAAUAACUUUGAUGAAAUGAAACAAAGUCAGUCUUGAUUUUCUGAUUUCCUAAUUAGGAUGACAGUUGACCAUGUGUGUCCAUAGAUACUGACUUUACUGUAUAGCCAGGACAGCACCAGGUCAUUCUGUUUCACUGUGUUUUUUCCUUUAAUGUGAGGAAAUACGAUGAAGCCUCCCAUGACGAUCUGUCAGACUGAAACCUGUGAAGGAUGGGACCUGUCCGAGGGUCCAAAGCAUCUACAUCACUGCAACACUGCAAGUAGAUUACAAUGAUGAAUAAAAGUGGACAGUUCCUAAUAAACAUCCAAGGAUGCAUGAUCAAGGUACUUUAAUGAGGAGCCAUGCAUCACAACCUGGCAGGCUCCACCACGCUGACUCUUUGGCUGGAUAUGGAGUCAUCACAGUGAGGCCCAGCGUGAACUGACAAAGCAAUAGCCUGAAAGAUUUACGCUGCAUUUGACUGCUUCAGGUUGAUUUGUAACCUGUGAAGGACAAAUCCUCGCAGCUGCACCCACAGUGAAGACUAUGGUGCUCCAUUAACGUGCACUAACACACUGGGCUUUUUGGAAGCAUGCACUGCUUCAGUGAU
Molecule: messenger RNA, 2589 nt
Organism: Chelmon rostratus (copperband butterflyfish)
Lineage: Eukaryota; Metazoa; Chordata; Actinopteri; Chaetodontiformes; Chaetodontidae
Exons: 2
Coding region: 125-994 (289 amino acids)
Biological process (GO): regulation of toll-like receptor signaling pathway
Source: RefSeq, a predicted model, not a curated record